Messenger RNA from Colias croceus (clouded yellow), 378 nucleotides. RefSeq lists its product as uncharacterized. NCBI's taxonomy places the organism in Eukaryota, Metazoa, Arthropoda, Insecta, Lepidoptera, Pieridae. Bases 117 to 299 code for a protein of 60 amino acids. The transcript has 3 exons. The record is from RefSeq and is a predicted model, not a curated record.
GGUGACCUUCUAGGGCUGUAUAUAACGCGUCUGUCUUCCGUGGAUCAGUAUAGUUUGCACUAAGAAGGCUUACAAGCAGUUCUAGUGAGAUCUACCCAAACCCUACAACCAGCAAAAUGAUGAAAUUCCUAGUGAUCUUUGCCCUCUGCUGCCUGGCUCUCGCCUCAGCUGCUCCUCAAUUCAUCUGGCCCGGUUUUGCCGCCGCUGGACCCAGGACCGUAGUCGCUGGCCCAACAGUGGUGAACGACGCUUACGGAGGCCGCUUCAUUGCCCCCGGCUAUGUCGGCCCAUACUUCUGAAGCUAACGAUCCCAUAACGAAGUACCCCUUGGUUAUCUCCAAAACAUGCCGUCUUCAUUGAAUAAAGUGCUCAAUCAUU